GAUAACGUACCUUUUGAGAGUAAGUCUUUGAAAUCACCAGCUUAUCAUGGCCAUUAGUUGAUUUGAGCUUGGAUUUCAACAUCACAUGAUCGUCUUCUUGAGAUAUUGCAACCUACAAUAUGGUUAAUGCUGUAAAUAAAUUAUGGAUUUUCUUUCUUUCCAUGGUAACAAACAUGCAACUUUCCUGAGACUCAGCCCACUCGAGCAACAACUAAAAGAAAAAGAGAAGGUGGAGGCUAGAUGUUGGGAACCUUUGGAAGUGUUAGUGUUGGCACAAUCUUGGAUCGAUAUUUCAGAAGAUGCGGCGGUUGGAAAAGACCAAAAGCAUAACUGCUUUUGGAUUCGCGUUUUACACAGGUUCCAUAAAAGAAAGAACCAUGGAGAAUACCAUUCAAAACAUCAAGUGUACUCCAAAUGGGGGAAGAUAAACAAGGAAGUCAGCAUGUUGUUUAAUGACUUGUGGAACAACAUGAAACGUCAAUGGAAAAGUGGAGAAAGCGAUGAACUGAUUUUGAAGAAAGCGUUGAAAGUGUAUCAAAAAGAAAAUCUGAAGACUUUCAAGUUUCUUGAAGUUUGGAAUUUUUUGAAAGAUAACAGGAAAUGGCUGAGUAGCAAAACAUCAGACGAGCAUAUCGACAGUGGGUCAAAACGCAACAGAACAUCUGAGUCUGACCACAUUACAUCAGAUGCUCGUGUUCAAUUUGAUCUGAACGAAGAUGAACAUGUUCCAGUUUCACCACCUUCCCGACCAAUGGGAAGAGACAAAUCAAAAGGCAAAGCGUCGGAUUCAGAUGAUUUGAAAGAAAUGGGAUCCGACAUGAAAGGUAUAAAAGACAUAAUGGACAAGAUUUUGAAAAUUGUUUCGGAAAAAAAGGGAGAGCGACAUGCGAAUACUAGCGAUGGACACGUUGAAUAUGAUCGGAGCCGAGCUUGAAGUGGUUUUGGCGAUGAAGGAGGAAGUGAAAAAUCGUUACAUCAAUCGUGGCUAAUUUCUAGUUUUUUUUUUCAAAUUUUUAAUCGUUUCGUGUACGUGUGUGUGUGUGUGUUUUUUUUAAGUUGUAGGUUUUAUGUUUCUACUUUGUUUUUCUAAAUUUUUAGGUUUUUUUAAGUUAAGUAAUGUAUGGUAUUUGUAUUUUUAAUUAAUGAAAUAUUAUCUUUUUUAAAUUAUGUUUUUUUUAUUAAAUAAAUAAGUUUUAUUAAAUUAAAAUAGUUAACA
Messenger RNA from Lactuca sativa (garden lettuce), 1216 nucleotides. Its product is annotated as glutathione S-transferase T3-like. Lineage: Eukaryota; Viridiplantae; Streptophyta; Magnoliopsida; Asterales; Asteraceae. The record is from RefSeq and is a predicted model, not a curated record.